GACAUAUUUACAUACAAUCCUUAAAGGACCAUGAAAAACAUCAGUAUGCAGUACACUUAUACAAAAAAGCGAUUACAGUUUGGGAAGCAAUGUAACUUUAUGGAUUAUCAAAAAAUAGAAGCUGAUAUUAAACCACAUAUAGGAUAUAUGAAUAACUACAUUCGAAUAGAUCCUACAACUCAGGGAACUCAAUACAGCAAGAUAUAUUCUGUUCAUGAGGUAAACACAAAUACUGCAACAUUCAAAGAUACUGGUAUGUAUCAUUCUGAAGGUGGAUGGCCAAAGGAUUUGAAUAUAAAAGAUACAGAGCAAACAGUGAGAUAUAAACGUAAAAUUGAAAAAGAUGAACUAUAUAUUCACAGAAUGCUUCAACUGUUACCUCCAAUGGAACAAUGUAUAUUACAAAAUGAUGCUUGUAAUAUUUAUGAACAAUAUUUUAAGUACAUGAAACCAGUUUCUCUAAUACAAAGAGUAUAUUCGCGUACAGUUAAUGUAUAUCGUGAUAUUUUGCCAGUUAAGCGGCAAAUAACACAUCUUUCUUGGUCACCAGAUCAAGGAAAUCGUUUUGCAGCUAGUUACUGUAAUACUGACUUUAUAAAAACAAUAAAUGACAAUCCUCAAUCAUAUAUUUGGGACGUAGAAAAUCCAAAUACACCUUGUAUAACAUUAAAGCCAUUUUGCCCAAUCUUAACAUUGGAAUAUAAUCCCAAAGAUAAUAACAUACUGAUUAGUGGGUUAAUGACUGGUCAAGUUGCCUUUUGGGAUAUUAGGAAAGGGUCAGAACCAGUUGAAACAAGUUUGGUUGAAUUUAGUCACAGAGAUUUAUGUAAUGAAGUUUUGUGGAUAAAUUCUAAAACUGGCACUGAAUUUUUCAGUGCUUCCAAAGAUGGACAGAUAAUGUGGUGGGAUAGUAGAAAAUUACAAACACCUACAGAAACAUUAGUAAUAGAUUUAUGUAAACCUGAUGAUCAAAAUGUUAGUAGAGCAAUUGGAAUUUCAGCAUUACAGUUUGAACCAUCUAUGGGUGCACGUUUUAUGUGUGGUCUUGAAAAUGGAGUAGUAAUAUUAGGAAAUCGAAAAGGUAAAACUUCAAGUGAGAAAAUUGCAACAAGAUUUAAAGCGCAAUAUGGUCCUGUAAUAAGUUUAGAAAGAAAUCCAACGUUUGUUAAAAAUUUUUUAACCGUUGGUGAUUGGACAACAAGAAUAUGGUCUGAAGAUUGUAAAGAAUCUUGUAUUACUUGGACACCUGGUCACAGGAAUUUCCUAAUGGGUGGAGCAUGGAGCUUAACACGAUUUUCCGUAUUUUUCCUAAUAAAAAUGGAUGGAACUUUGGAUGUGUGGGAUUUAUUGAUUCAGCAAGAUUCCCCAGUUCUUAGUGUGAAAGUUUGCGAUGAUAUUUUAACAUAUAUAAGACCACAUGAACAAGGACAAUUGGCUGCAAUUACUAAUAAGAGGGGAACAACAUUUCUACUUGAAUUUUCAGAAGCAUUGACAACUAAUCAAAAAAAUGAAAAGCUUCUAUUUACAGCACUUCUUGAUAGAGAAACACGUAGAGAAAAGGUAAUAGAAGCUAAAAACAGAGAACAAAGAUUAAAAAUGAAAUCUCUUCGAAAUACCUUGAAUAAUUUUGAGAUCGAAUGUGCAAUGGGAAAUACAAAAAUUGAUGAAAAAGAUUCAAAAUGUCAUGAGUCUAAGAACGAUUCAAUAUUAAUAUACUGUGAAGAAGAUUACAAAAAUAUCAUUAAAGCAGAGGCUUUAAAGGAGAGAAAAUUAGAAUCUAGUCGAAGUUACGAUUCUAGUCUUCGUCAAUCGUCUGAUAGUAUUUUUUCAGGAACAGAGAAGUACAAGGGUGCAAAUUUAAAACUUCAACGAUUAAAUGAAGUUAAGCAAACGUUAAAGAGUCAAAGUACGGAUCGCUUGUACAGUAUUAUCGAGAAGAUCGAUAGAAUUUUGUCAAACACGCCGAGAUCGCCGGGUGAUAUUGAAUCUGGGAGGAAUGUUACCUUUAUACAGGAAUCAAGCGAGUACAACAUUUUAACCAGUUUAAACGAUAACGUAGAAAAGAAGGAAGAGAAACUAGUAACAAAUAAAUUAAGGUAUAAGAAUACCGCAGAUCAGUCCAAUUCUCAUUUUGAGACAAGUAUAACAAGCAGCGACACAGAGGAAGUUGUACAAUUGGACAUGCUGCAAAGUGUAAAAAGAAAGGAUUGGAGUACCAAAAAAAGAAGAUCAAGAAGCACGAAAGACAUAAGUAGUAAUAAUGUAUCACAGACUUUUUCUGAUAGCAUAGCGAAUUAUCAGGGGCCUGUGGUAUACGAGGACGAAAUUACAAAAGCUAUGCCUCGAGAAAAUGUUGAGAAAAAAAAUGACAAAAAAUCAGCAAUUUUUUAUAAAAGUAACCGUUUUAAGAAGAACGAUUCAAAUUCAUCCGAUAGUGCUGAAACGUAUAUUAUAGAACAGAACGACAUGAGCAGAUCCAAUAAAACGAAUAAAGAUCCAAUAAAAAUCCUUGAAACUAGAGAUUUCAUUUUAAACGGUACAGAAAACGAUUCAAAUGUAAAACAUGCCGAAAGUGAAAGUUCAGUGGAUUUUGAAGAUGCUGAGUUUAAUGCCGAAACUGGAGAUACGAUCCAGUCUUAA
Habropoda laboriosa is the source of this 2640-nucleotide messenger RNA. RefSeq names its product dynein intermediate chain 3, ciliary (gene Dnai2). Bases 31 to 2640 code for a protein of 869 amino acids. Gene Ontology annotation, biological process: cilium movement; outer dynein arm assembly. The transcript is spliced from 12 exons. The record is from RefSeq and is a predicted model, not a curated record. Gene Ontology annotation, molecular function: dynein light chain binding; dynein heavy chain binding. Gene Ontology annotation, cellular component: outer dynein arm. NCBI's taxonomy places the organism in Eukaryota, Metazoa, Arthropoda, Insecta, Hymenoptera, Apidae.